GGCGAAGAUGGCCGGCGGGCGGCGUUAUUGACUUUUGUCCGACAGUCUGUGCUCGGUGGUCGGUGUGUGCUCUGGCCCUAUGUCGUCUCCCUUCAGCUGACAGGCAACAACCGUCAUUAGGAGAGCCAGACCAAGGGGCAAAAGAUGCAGAAGGAAAACUGCGGCGUCACCGAACAACACCAGUAUGUCGGCCCGUACAGGCUCGAGAAAACCCUGGGAAAGGGACAAACUGGUCUCGUCAAGCUGGGAGUCCACUGCGUUACCAGCAAAAAAGUCGCCAUCAAAAUAAUCAAUAGGGAAAAACUUAGUGAAUCUGUUUUAAUGAAGGUUGAGAGGGAGAUAGCAAUUAUGAAACUAAUAGACCACCCACAUGUACUCGGUCUUUCGGACGUUUAUGAAAAUAAAAAGUAUUUAUAUUUAGUUUUGGAACACGUGUCAGGUGGCGAAUUGUUCGACUAUUUAGUUAAAAAAGGGAGACUGACGCCAAAAGAAGCCAGAAGAUUUUUUAGACAAAUAAUUUCCGCCUUGGAUUUUUGCCAUAGCCAUUCAAUAUGCCAUCGCGAUCUCAAGCCAGAAAACCUGCUCCUAGAUGAGAAAAACAAUAUCAAGAUAGCCGACUUUGGGAUGGCUUCGCUGCAGCCUGGAGGGAGUAUGCUCGAGACCAGUUGCGGCUCACCGCACUAUGCCUGUCCGGAAGUUAUAAGGGGAGAGAAAUAUGAUGGAAGAAGAGCAGACGUUUGGUCAUGUGGGGUGAUCCUGUAUGCACUGCUUGUCGGUGCGCUUCCCUUUGAUGACGACAAUCUCCGUCAACUUUUAGAAAAAGUCAAAAGAGGUGUGUUCCACAUACCUCAUUUUGUACCUCCUGAUUGUCAGAACCUGUUACGCGGAAUGAUUGAAGUCAACCCGGAAAAAAGGCUCACACUUGCAGAUAUCAACAGGCAUCCCUGGGUGACAGCGGGUGGCAAGGGAGAACUGGAACUCGAGCUGCCAAUGAUGGAAGUCGUCCAGACACACAUUAUACCUUCAGUAGCGGAUAUGGAUACCGAUGUCCUACAAGCCAUUACGAGUUUAGGGUGUUUCAAAGAAAGAGAUAAACUUAUACAGGAGUUGUUAAAUCCAAACCACAACACAGAGAAGGUGAUUUAUUUUUUAUUACUAGAAAGGAAAAGAAGAAGACCUGCACUAGAAGAUGAAGCAGAACAGGUAGUGGCGAGGGUGAGAGCGGAAUCGAGUGACCCACCGAGAAAGAGAAUCGAUACUUGUAUCAAUGGGGCAAAAUCUCUUCAAUAUGCUCAGAUAUCAGAAGGAUCACCUAUCACACCAAGAAGACAACCACUUCAAAAUAGACAUCAAAACAGAAGGGGUAGUAACACUUCCAGCAAUUCUAACUCAUCACUCCAGCCACCGUCACCCACCAGCAUACAGAUUCCACAAAGCAAAAGAUUUGAUUUCAGGGCGAGUUCGAGUAGCACACACCAUGCAAACCACCAGAGCUCGCCGAUACACUCAGCCAGGCCUGUGAGUGUCGCAGCUCCAGCCGCCAUCCAGGUCAUGAACAGUAGCCCCGUCAUCCCGCCCCCAUCCCCGUUGCACCACCGAUCAAGUGCGCCCAAUGAAACAACAGAACCGCCCACCAUUACUAUAGCAGGAACCCAUGUGCUGGUACCACCUGGCUCUCCUCACACCUCUAACCACUGGAGGACAAGACUGACAACCAUUAAAAACAGUUUCCUCGGCUCACCGAGAUUCCACAGGAGAAAACUUCAAGUUAUGUUAAAUAUAGCAUCAACUGAAGAAGUGGGAUUGACUCCUGAGUCGUCGCCAGAACUGACAAAAAAGUCUUGGUUUGGGAGCUUGAUGACAUCCGAAAAAGAUGAGACACUUACAGUUCUUGUGAAAGGGAAACCGUUAGCUUCAGUCAAGGCAGAUCUAAUACACGCAUUUCUUUCUAUAGCGGAACUGAGCCAUUCUGUUUCAAGUCCGAUGUCCUUUAGGGUAGAAUACAGACGAGGAGCAACAGGUGCGGCAAUGUUUCAGAGACAAGUUAGGUUCCAAGUAGACAUUUCUUCGGUCUCCAAGCCGACAUCUCCCAAAGAGUAUCUUUUCGCUGUCACUUUUACAUUGCUAACAGGUAAUAUCCGUAGGUUUAGGAGAGUCUGUGAACAUAUCCAGUCUCAGAUCUGCUCAAGGAGACCUCCCUCAUCACCUCGAGCCAGCAGGAAAUUCACUACAGAGCUUUCUGAAAGUAGCAGCUGUGGGAGUGACACUUCGGAGCGGCUGUCCCCUUAUCCUGGAACAAGAGGCGAAUCUGAUUUAGAGUCCGAGACCUGCCUUUUUGAUAUGAAAAGUGUAACUAGGGAAAAUGGAAAUGGGCGACGGCGGAGCAGCUCAGUCGUUACUAACAAUAACAACAACAACAAUGGAGCUGAGGAAAAGAAUACCACUGAAGUUGUACCUCCAAUUCCUAUCAGGUCAACAAGUGAACGCUCAAGUGUCACUCCUCAAUUACCUUGAGAAAUGGAGGCGUACUUAGAUAUCACCAACAAUUCCCAUGGCCGGAGCUACUGCAACCGAGUCAAGUUUCAAAUUAUUAAUGGGAAGGUUUAAUCAGGUGCGCCGCAAGUAUGGAAAAAAAAGCUUCAUUGAUUUCUUUUAAGAUUUAGUUAUAAAUUCCUCAGUGCCAUAUUUUGUGAGAUAGAAGUUCUAAUUGACAAACACCAUGCCACCCGUGACGUGCUGGGCUCAUCGUGUAAAUUCCAGUUAUCGGAACAAUAAAUAAAUUUGUAAAAAGUAGGUGUAAAUUAAUGCGAACAUAGUUAACUUAUUUAUAUUAAUAGCGGUUUUAGUAAGUGACAGAUUUUUCACUCAGUCCAUUUAGUUGUGAACUUAUCUGUUAAAAAUGCUGUUAUGAAUAAUUGUAAAGAAAAAUAGCAUCUCAGGUUUAUAAAAUGCAUAGGUGCCACAAUAAUCUGUACAAAGGAUUUUAAAAAAAUUGUCACUUUUUUUAAAUUUUGAUAACUGUUUAUUUUAAGCAGUGAUCAAAAACCUAUUACAUGAAAUGCUAUUUAACUAGAGUAAAUCGUCCAAUAAUAAAAAGAAGAGUUAAUUUUUUUGCUUAAACGUCAUUUUGAUACAUUCUAAAUGAUAAUAAAUAGAAAUGUGUGAAGGUAACGAUUAAGUGCCAUCAGAGUUGUACAUUCAAUUUGCAUGACGUGAUAUAUAUAAAAACAAAUGUAAAUAAAUAGAUUUUAAUCAAAAAAUAAGCCUUGUAAUCAUUUGCUAUAAACAGUACUUUCAAAAUAUCUUUGUUAAUGAUAUAUACACCAAAACCAUUAAGCAUAUCGGACGGGUCUGACUGAGAGGUGAAACGGCGAGGGAGAUGAAGAAUUUGUGUGAUAUACAUACUUAUAUCCUGGGAUAAGAAGUGUGAUCAACAUAGGGUACACUCAUUUGAAAAUUUUGCUGUACACAUAAAUAACCAGAAGUUUUCAUAAUUUAUAUUUAUUGUGAUUUCAUUGUAAAUAAUAUAAGUAAUGUAAAAAAAAAAUAAAAAUGAAAUUUGAGGAAAAAAUGUGGAAGCGUAUUCAAUUAGUGCAAUGCCGGUUAAUAAAUAAAAAGCUAAGAGUCAAAAAGCUAGUAUAUGUAUCAAUAUCUAUUUAAUGAAACAAAUAAAAUAACAUUGUCAAUAUGGGCUGGAAAUAAAAUUGGACGCACCAAGACUCAAUUUUAAUGUUUUGCUAAAAUUUAGUUUUCAUAUAAUAUUUAGUUGGUCAUUAUUCAACUAUUGUAAUAUUCACCUAGAUGUGAGAAAAUUAUUUCAUAAAAUACAUGUUCAAUUUGUGUAUGUCUCAGUUAAUUUUAUUGAUCUCUUACGACCACAUGCUGAGAAACGACGGCAAAUAAAUCAAGUCAGGCAAACAGAAAAAUGCACAAAGCAUUUAUUUUAAUGAUCACAUUUAUAAUACAAUUGUGAUCUAACAAACACGAGCAUAGUACCGCCUAUAUUAUGAAUUACAAUAAUACGUCCAAAAUAUUAACCGUUCUUUAUAUUUAUAUAAAAAAAGGAAAAAUGCAGAACAGGGUUUUCAAUUAAUAUUCCAUAACAAAGUAUGUUCUGUGAAUAUUUUCCCCUGCCUUCGAAUUGUUUCAACAGCAUGUGGUGUGAUUUUUGCGUACUGUUUUAAUGUUUAAAUAACAACACAAAUCAAAAGAGUAUUUUGUGGAAAGAAUAUGUUACCAAUUUGAAUUGUUUAAUUCUCAUAUUUUAUAUUAAAUGUUAACAUUUAUUGUAAACUAGUCAGUAUUUUUUAUUAUUUAUGUAAUGGAGUGCAAUAUUAUGUUUUGUUGUAUUUUGUUCUUUGUGUUUCAUUUCAUCGAAGAAACAUAGUUGAUGAAAAUGCAAUAACGAGUAAUAGCUUAGAGUUGUAUAGUAUUUUCUUUAAAAAGUCUAAGAAAGCCUUACCUUCUCUUUCUUUUAUAUUCAAUUUUUGGUAAGCCUUUUAAUACUGAAAGAAGUACUGUGAAAAUAAAUAAAAAAACGCUUCGUGUUGUUAACUAUGGAUUUUGCUUGUUUUUGUAUCGGCCACAUAAUAUUUUAUGGAAGUUGGCAUUAUUAAUAAACGCCUAUCUGAAAUGA
Messenger RNA from Cimex lectularius (bed bug), 4636 nucleotides. It is a transcript of the gene sff, whose product is annotated as serine/threonine-protein kinase BRSK2. The record is from RefSeq and is a predicted model, not a curated record. Gene Ontology annotation, biological process: protein phosphorylation; microtubule cytoskeleton organization; intracellular signal transduction. The transcript has 16 exons. Bases 145 to 2514 code for a protein of 789 amino acids. Gene Ontology annotation, cellular component: cytoplasm. Gene Ontology annotation, molecular function: protein serine/threonine kinase activity; ATP binding; tau-protein kinase activity. NCBI's taxonomy places the organism in Eukaryota, Metazoa, Arthropoda, Insecta, Hemiptera, Cimicidae.